Molecule: messenger RNA, 1211 nt
Organism: Rhizophagus irregularis DAOM 181602=DAOM 197198
Lineage: Eukaryota; Fungi; Glomeromycota; Glomeromycetes; Glomerales; Glomeraceae
Source: RefSeq, a predicted model, not a curated record
AAAUAAUUCAUCACGUGAAACUGUAGUUUUUAAGAUUAUCUGUUAUCAGUAAAAAAAAUUCUUCAUUAAGACACCAUGGUGACAUCGCCUUCGUAGCGGUUUGGUUGUCAGUUUGUUGAAUUGCUCCCGGUUUUAGUUUUAAAUCUUUGUAAUUUAUUCUGUCACCUGGUUCACUUUGUGUUAUAAAAAUUCUUCAUUACGAGACUUUUUAAUAUAAAAAUAUGACCACUAAUAUUUUUUCUAAAAGUUUGCUCGAUACUGGUACAAAUGAAGUAAUUAAUCCGGACACGUAUUUUCAAAAUAAUUUACCACCAAGUACAUUACCUGAAGAUGAAAAUAAAGUAAAAGAAUUUGUAAAUAAGCAUGAUAAAGCUGGUAGAAGAAUUGUUUUGGUUACGAGUGGGGGUACUACUGUACCACUUGAAAAUAAUACCGUAAGAUUUUUAGAUAAUUUUAGUGCUGGAACUAGAGGAGCUACCUCAGCUGAAUAUUUUCUCGAGAUAGGUUAUGCAGUGAUUUUUAUGCAUAGACAAUUUAGCUUACAACCAUAUAGUAGACAUUACACUCAUUCAACAAAUUGUUUUCUUGAUUUUAUUGAAUUAAGAAAUGAUGGCAAAAUUGAAGUUAAUUCACAAUAUAUUCCAAAAAUGAAAUCUAUAUUGGAAAAAUAUAAAAAAGCAAAGCAAGAUGGGACACUAUUGUUAAUUAAUUUCGUUACUGUAGCAGAUUAUCUUUUUCUUCUUCGUAGUGUUACGCAAAUCAUGAGAAAUUUAAAAGAAAAUGCAAUGUAUUACCUUGCUGCUGCUGUCAGUGAUUUUUUUAUUCCAUCUCAAAAGAUGGUUCAACAUAAAAUUCAAUCCGCGGAAGGUGGUUUAACUCUUACAAUGGAUCAAGUGCCAAAAUUUUUAAAGCCAAUGGUCACAAACUGGGUACCGGAAGGAUUUAUUGUUUCAUUUAAGUUAGAAACAGAUCCUUCUUUAUUAGUUGAUAAAUCAAGACAAGCAUUGACAAGAUAUGGGCAUCAAAUCGUUAUUGGUAAUCUUCUGACUACAAGAAAACUGGAAGUAACAUUUAUAACAAAAGAUUCUGAACUUAAAAUACAAUUAUCUGAAGAAGAAGUAAAUAAUGAUGUUGAAAUUGAAUCAAAGAUAAUUCCCGAAUUAGUUAAAAGACAUGAUGAAUGGGUUAAAAAUACCUAAAAAGAAAAAGCU